Messenger RNA from Branchiostoma floridae (Florida lancelet), 1719 nucleotides. Its product is annotated as thyroxine 5-deiodinase-like. Gene Ontology annotation, molecular function: thyroxine 5'-deiodinase activity. The record is from RefSeq and is a predicted model, not a curated record. Bases 485 to 1285 code for a protein of 266 amino acids. Lineage: Eukaryota; Metazoa; Chordata; Leptocardii; Amphioxiformes; Branchiostomatidae. The transcript has a single exon.
UAUCUUUAUCCACAUGACCGGGAAUGACCUUUGUGUGUAUUUUUGUUACAAAGUAAACCGGCGUAAUCCUGUACGGAAAUGGCAAAUAAGUUUGAGGCGAUUAGGUUUAUUUUUAGAAAACUGGACGAAUGCACACAGGAAAAAUGGACGCUUGGAGCCUACGUGCGUGGAGCACUCGCAAUGUACGCUGUGUACGUGAAAACCCGUGUCCUGAUAUGACCCUUUUUGAUGACGACGUAGGUAUUGGUCAUGAAGUGGUUUUGCGAUUGGCUGACGGCCAUAACACGUGCCUACGGCUGGCGCGACUUUAUAAAGGGCAUUUGCGUGCGGUGAUACGGGGAGGUGUCACAUGCCAAUCACAACCAAAGGAGACGCCCCUCCAGAAACAGACUGGAUGUUUCCAGAAGUGGUCGGUUUCGUAACAUUACACGCACAUUCAGAUCGUGCAUAACCUGGUUAGAGUCGGCAGAAGGUACAGCGCAAAAUGGCUCUGCCUUUGGUCACCGUAAGACUUGUGAAAUUUCUGGCUAUAUACCUGGCGCUCAGCACAGCUUUCGUCGUCGCCAAGAUCACGUUGGCUUUCCUGGACAUUUUUUCGCCAGACGCGAAGGACCGACUUUUUCAGCGCGUUCUGGCAAAUGCCAAAUCGAUGUGUCCGAAGGGGGACACAUUUCAGAUCGAAGAAUUUCUGACGUUGAAGUCUUACAAGGCUCUGUUGUAUUCCCAAGCUGUCGGGAUCUUCAAGGUGGUACGGAAGGGUCGACCUGCGGAGGACUCCGCUCUGGUUCAGCUGGACGGACAGACCGAGACCACGCUGCUAAGCUACACCUCCGGGACCCGACCGUUGGUGGUCUGCUUCGGGAGCUACACCUGCCCGCCGUUCCGCGACGCCCUCUCGGACUUUGCCGUGCUGGCACAAGACUAUCAGAAUGUUGCCAACUUCCUCCUUGUGUACAUAGAAGAAGCCCACCCGUCGGACGGCUGGCGCUUCAACAGUGGCCCGCAGAUUCAGCAACACCGGACGGUGGAACAGCGCUGCGACGCCGCCAGGGCCAUGCUUCGCGACCGGGGUGUCCAGUUCGACGUCGCCGUGGACACGAUGGGCAACGCCGCCAACCACACGUACGGAGCCUUCCCGGAUAGGCUCUACGUCAUACAGAACGGCGUGGUUGCACAUGAAGGAGGGAAGGGCCCCUUUCUCUUCAAUCCCACCGAGGUUCGUGAAUGGCUGAACGAACAUUUGAACGGACUGGACAAAAACAAUAACACCAACGACCGGAAGUGAGUCAAUCCGAGACAAAAUGUUGUCUGUUUUAUUAACGUUACCGUAAACUGAACCGACCGUUACUAUAGACGUGUUCCUUUUCUCGUGUACACAAGUGAAAGUGAGUGUGAUUGCCAAACUCUCUCCUAACCUAUAUGUAGCUUUGUUGACUCGAGUUCAAUGUACAGUCUACUACUACCAUUCAGGAUGGUCCGACGGUACCGAACUUAUGUUAGAAAAGUGACACUCGUCAGCUCCAUCUAUGAUCAAUUCAUUGCAUAGAAAUGACAUGUAAAUAUCCAUUUUAAAACUGUAAAUGUUAUGAGGUGCAUGUAUCAUACUGUUGAUGUACAGAUUAAUAUCACACUCGUAUUUGCAAUUCCAAGCACCCUGCGAAAUAUGAGAGGCAAUCAUAUAAUAAAUUCUCCGGGCAUUUUGUCCCGGUAGUGUCAUAA